This is a messenger RNA of Drosophila mojavensis, 912 nucleotides long. RefSeq names its product probable 18S rRNA (guanine-N(7))-methyltransferase. Gene Ontology annotation, molecular function: rRNA (guanine) methyltransferase activity. Bases 55 to 885 code for a protein of 276 amino acids. Gene Ontology annotation, biological process: rRNA (guanine-N7)-methylation. Lineage: Eukaryota; Metazoa; Arthropoda; Insecta; Diptera; Drosophilidae. The transcript has 4 exons. The record is from RefSeq and is a predicted model, not a curated record. Gene Ontology annotation, cellular component: nucleolus.
AAUAUUUGAAGUUUCUGGAUCCAGCUGCGCCUAAAUUAAUUGAAACAAAUAAAGAUGGCGCGUAGACCAGAACACUCAGCACCGCCGGAGAUUUUCUACAAUGACGAUGAGGCCAAAAAGUAUUCCACAAAUACCCGCAUUAUAGAAAUUCAAGUGGAAAUGGCGGAGCGCGCUCUUGAACUUCUAGCACUGCCGGAUGACGAUGAACCUCGAUUUAUUUUGGAUAUUGGGUGCGGCUCUGGUCUUUCGGGCAGCGUACUCGACGACAGUGAUCACAUCUGGGUUGGCAUUGAUAUAUCCAAAUCUAUGCUGGACAUCGCUGUUGAGCGCGAAGUAGCCGGAGAUCUUAUUUUGGGUGAUAUGGGGGAGGGUAUGCCUUUUAGGCCUGGCACUUUCGAUGGCGCGAUAUCCAUAUCGGCUCUACAAUGGCUAUGCAACGCCGACAAAUCCUAUCACAAUCCACACAAACGUCUGCUAAAAUUCUUUACAACAUUGUUCUCAUGCUUGACUCGCACGGCUCGCGCUGUCUUUCAGUUUUAUCCCGAGAAUUCAGACCAAAUUGAAAUGGUCACCGCACAAGCAAUGAAGGCGGGUUUCUAUGGCGGUCUUGUGGUGGACUUUCCCAACUCCGCCAAAGCCAAAAAAUACUAUUUGGUGCUGAUGACGGGAGGCGCAGCAGAACUGCCAAAGGCCCUAGGAUCGCCUGAGGAGGAACGCCGCAUUAACUAUAUAAAGAAGCGCGAUGCUUGCCGUGAUGCGCGUGGUAAGGCGCCAAAGAAGUCACGUGAUUGGAUACUGGCCAAGAAGGAGCGACGUCGUCGCCAAGGCCUCGAAACGCGUCCAGACACCAAGUACACUGCACGUAAGCGCAGCGGUCGCUUCUGAGGACUGUUAAAUACACAUCUUUAUAUA